AUGGUACAGCUUUUGAAUAAUGUCCGUAGGCAACUACAAGAGAGAGAAGGACAACUAUCAGAAAAAGAUCGCCAACUAAGAGAGAGAGAUGAACAACUUAGGGAGAAGACACAGCAAUUGACAAAUACUCAAGGGAAACUAACAGAGAGAGAUAAACAACUUAGGGAGAAGACACAGCAGUUGACAAAUGUCGAAGGGCAACUACAAGAAAGAGAUGGAGAAAUGAGGGAGAAGACACAGCAGUUGAAAAAUACCCAAGGGCAACUACAAGAGAGAGAUGGAGAACUGAGGGAGAAGACACAGCAAUUAUCAAACGUUCGGAGGCAACUAGAAGAGAGAGAUGAACAACUGAAGGAGAGGACACAGCAGUUGACAAAUGCCCAAGGUCAAUUACAAGAGAAAGAUGAAGAACUGAAGGAGAAGACAGAGCAGUUGAAAAAUGCGGAAGAACAACAACAAGAGAAGGAUGAAGAAGUUUCUUCCUUAGAGAGGCGGCUGGAGGAAAAAAAACAGCAGGUAGACGAACUGGAAGAGUCUCUUUCAGCAACUUCACAGGCGUUAAAUAAAUUUUCGCGCCAACAAUCACCUGACUGGGUCAUUCCACGUGAUCAGAUUCAACUGACAGAGAAGUGCCUUGGUAGGGGUGGCUGGGGAAUUGUAGUUAAAGGCAAAUAUUGUGGGUGCACUGUUGCCGUGAAACAAAUCUAUGACGAUCUUUUGAAAUCUUCCUCAUAUUAUCGGGAGUUGUUCGAGAGAGAAAUGAAUAUUGCCUCCAGAUGUCGCCAUCCUUGUUUGCUUCAGUUUAUUGGAGCAACAAACGAUGAAGGAACUCCUUUGUUUGUCACAGAGCUCAUGGAAACAAGUUUACGAGCACUGUCAGAGCAGCGAUCUCUUUCUCCUACUGAAGUGUCUGUCAUCUCUUUAGACGUGGCUCAAGCAUUAAACUAUCUUCACCUGAAGAAGCCAUCCCCCAUCAUUCACCGCGACAUCAGCAGUGCCAAUGUGUUACUGUGGCGAGAAGCUGACCAAUGGCGAGGCAAAGUGUCGGAUUAUGGCACGGCUAAUUUCAAGCGAGACAUUAUGACGGCUUGUCCUGGUUCUAGGAUAUACAGUGCUCCUGAGGCACUUACUGAGAAUCAAACUGAGAAUCAAACUUUGGGUUAUAUUUCUGAAUUGUUUAUUUGUAUGUGUACAUUUGUAUAUUUGGGUUAUAUUUCUUUGAAUUGUUUAUUUGUGGCGAACUAGAUUAGACAUAAAUAGUCUCAAAACAAGGUUAAUGAGAAAAAGUGAACUUCAACGUCUUGAGAAGAACACUUAUAUCAAACUUAAACCUUUUGCAGCCAUUGAUGAUGAACUUAGGUGUACUAUAAAUUUUUUUUUUUAAAGCUGUAAUUUUGUUUUCGAGCAUAGGUUGAUGUGUACAGUUUUUUUUAAAACUGUAAUUUUGUUCUCCUCUGUGAGAUUUUGCACCCGGAAAACUACCAGAUCCUGACAGACGCGACGAGCAAGUUGCCAUGGUGAAAAAUCGAACACUGCGAGCUCUCAUCCGGAGAUGUCUGAAACGAGCUCCUGGAGCGAGACCCAGCAUGGAGGACAUCAUCGGUGAACUAGAACAAUCAAUGUUAGAUUAG
This is a messenger RNA of Pocillopora meandrina, 1631 nucleotides long. NCBI's taxonomy places the organism in Eukaryota, Metazoa, Cnidaria, Anthozoa, Scleractinia, Pocilloporidae. The record is from the annotation of a GenBank genome assembly.